Molecule: messenger RNA, 3794 nt
Organism: Xenopus laevis (African clawed frog)
Lineage: Eukaryota; Metazoa; Chordata; Amphibia; Anura; Pipidae
Gene: etv3.L
Product: ETS variant transcription factor 3 L homeolog
Exons: 5
Coding region: 575-2146 (523 amino acids)
Biological process (GO): cell differentiation; regulation of DNA-templated transcription; DNA-templated transcription
Cellular component (GO): nucleus
Molecular function (GO): DNA-binding transcription factor activity; DNA binding; sequence-specific DNA binding
Source: RefSeq, a predicted model, not a curated record
ACCUACUUCUUUAGUUAGGCUUUAGUUCUCCUUUAAAGUGGCAAACAAGAAUGAAAGGUUGACCAGCAACAUUUCUGGACGGGUAAUUCCGGAGCUUCCACCCCAUGUGUUUCCUGUUAUGAGAAGUUUCCUUUUAAUGGUAAUUGGAGUAAAUCUUUACGGAAGACUUUCCUACGGAGCAAAGGUCACUCUCUACCAUUAACCCCUGGAUGCGUCUGAAAAUGGCAAAUCACUGUGCUGUCACGGAGUGAGCCAGCCAGGAUGAAUUAAGGAGCGAGAUGUGCACAGUUUAGGCAAAGUCAUGAAAUGAGGCUGGAUAUUUCCAAUAAGGGGAUUAGUAUAUACUGUAGGAUCUGGCCAAGCUCUGAUCCUAUGCUGUUGUUUCUCUUUAUAAAACUGCUGUCAGACCCUUUCUUGGAACCCUGUGCUCCGUCAGGACAUCCACAAAGGAGAAGUGGAGCUUUUAGUAAACUGGUGUGAAAUUCCAACUCGUGUCUCUGACACCGAUUGAUCCAUCUGGGCGUCCGUGUGUGAAUCCAGUAGCUAGCUUGUCUCAUCAAGAAGAGAAGGAAAUAUGAAAACUGGCUGUAGCAUUGGGGAAAAGCCUAAAGGAGGGGGAGGUUACCACUUCCCAGACUGGGCGUACAGGGCGGAGUCAAGUCCCGGCUCCCGACAGAUACAACUAUGGCAUUUUAUCUUGGAGCUGCUGCAGAAGGAGGAGUUUCGGCAUGUUAUUGCCUGGCAGCAAGGGGAAUAUGGAGAGUUUGUGAUCAAGGACCCGGAUGAAGUGGCCAGGCUGUGGGGCCGGCGCAAAUGCAAACCUCAGAUGAACUACGACAAACUGAGCCGAGCGCUAAGAUACUAUUAUAACAAGCGGAUCCUGCAUAAAACAAAAGGAAAGCGCUUUACCUACAAAUUCAACUUCAACAAGCUGGUUAUGCCCAAUUAUCCUUUCAUCAACAUCCGACCUAAUGGUGCUGUCCCACAGAGUGCUCCGCCGGUUCCAAGCGCAUCCUCGCAUUUUCACUUUUCUCCACUAGACUCCCCCAGUGAAGACGCCAAAGGAAGCCGUUUCUCUGGCAACUCCACUGCACAGUCCAGCCGUGAGUCGUUGAAUGAGGUCACAGAUCGCAAGACAAAUUCUUCAGAACAAGAUGACGCUUCCUCCGAUUGGCGACGUAACGCAGACCUCAUGGCUCCUCGUAAUCAUGUGGGUUUAGGCCAUCCUGCUCUUCAGAAGCACAAAUCUGAUCUCAUGCUGCCUGUUUUUUCCAUGCCAGGAAUGUAUGCAGACCCCCACAGCCCUUUUGCAAUGUCUCCUCUGCCUGGCCGGGGUAGCCUCCUGAAUUUACCCAUCUCACCUGCCUUAUCUCUCACUCCGACUGUUUUUUCCUAUAGUCCAUCACCAGGUCUGAGCCCUGCUUUAAGUGGCAGCUGCUUUAACUUCACCACUGAAGAGAUGAAACACUACCUGCAGGCCCAGGCUUGCUCUGUUUUAAACUACCACCUCAGUCCACGGACUUUCCCAAGAUUCCCUGGUUUUAUGAUGGCUCCACGUCAGCCUCAUUUUCCUCCAGAGGAGCAGUCAUCGUUCCCCAUCAAGUUGCAGCCCCCACCAAUGGGACGCAAAAACAGAGAACAUCAUCAGAGCCAGGAAGAGAUUCAGAUUACUCUACAGCAAACACCUCUUGCAACUGCCAUGAAGGUGGAGCCAAUUUCUGAUGAUGAACGAACCUCAGACGAUGAUCUAGACUCUUCAGCGGAGAAAGAUUUCCAGAGUGAUGAGGAAGAUGACUCGUUCUCUCCAAGAGAAGACCCUAGUAAGCAAGGGCAUGCCUUUAUCAAGCCGGCUACUCCAUCUUGGACCCCGGUUUCAUCUGCAUCUUCCAGACCUUCUUAUCCGAAUGUGGGUACAGUAGAUCCCUCAGAAUCAAAUCGAAUAACAAAGGACUUUUCUAUCGAUGCAGUUACAGUGGAAAAGAAAGACUCUCUUCCCCCAAAGCUACGUCUGAAACGCCUGUGGAACGGCGAUCGUCAGGCAGAAGUUGCAGAGGACAGAGGAGAGUGCAGGAAAGUCAGCUGCAUUGUUAAUGCUCUCAGGUCUCCAGUCAUCCCUGCAGAAACCAAGGCAGUGACUGAUUCUUAGUAAUGGCGAAUGAUAUAUUGGUCUAUUCCUGUUUAUGUAGAACUGCUACAGAAUGGUUGAGUUUUAUUGAUUUCCAAACUUUCCUAAUAGCGGAUCCUUAUUUAGUAUUUUUUUUUCUUAUUUUCAGGGUGGACAAUACCUCGAAUACACAGGGGAUGACUUAACUGUACAAACUGAAGACCUGAGUGUUUUUUUGCUUUUAUUUUUGCCUUUUCUGGUGGUGACGUAAAACAUUCAGUAGUAAAGAGCAUUUUGAUUGGUGGUUUUGAAUCUCUCUGCUUAAAAUGGCUCAGGAAAGCUCUUGGAAUGGAUGAAUCUUGCACUUGGAUUUUCAAUUCUGGUCUUUGGGUUUAUUUAUAUGUUAUUCAUGAUGUCCCCCCCCCCCCCAUUCUUCUGGAAUAUAUUGACUGCUUAGUUGUGUUUAAGGAAGAGCUCAGAAAAGUUAAUACAGUUGGGCAACAUCUCCGUUGUCUCAUAUUAAUUGACUAGGGGAAGAAGAUGAAGACAAGAGGCCAGAUUUUAUGCCAAAAUUAUUCACUGGGUACAGAAGAGAAUACCUCAUAUUAUGGUGAUCCACUUAAGAGGGAUCAACAACAAGUGGGCAGAUCAAAUGAGCAGGUAGAAGAUAGUUCCAGGCCAAUGGUCUCUGGAUCAGGAGAUUUAGUUUUUAAUUUAAUACAGCAGUACUAUUUACAAAUAUACCUCCUGUGCUCAAGCCACUUCUUUGGCCUGUAAGAAAGUGAUUUAUUGCUGCAAUUCCGUCACUUUUUAUUGGAACCCUGCAGUUGCAUUGACUCAGUGUUUGUAUAGGCGAUGAAUAAUUCCUGUGGGGAAGUCGAGGAAGCGCAGCUUGCAGUCUUUAUGACCUACGGGAAGUAGAGUUUAGAGAAAUCGUGGAUGGUGGGAAGAAUUGGAACACAAAGCCUUUCAGUCUGCGAUUUUUUUUCCCACACCACCGUCAGUUUAUACCCUUAAACACGUAUACAUCUAACUCUGGUAUGUUAAUCAUAGGAUCUGAUUCUAUUAUAUACAGAUUUGCUUUUUUUUAACUCCUGCUUUCCCUUUGUAUUGCCCAAAUUGUUUCUAACACAAGAGAUUCCACAAUGCCCUGAUAUCUACAUCUGCCUUUUCCCUUACCUGUGACAUGUUUAACGGAAUGUCAAAAAGGAGGUUUAUUUUUUCCUUUUAAAGACCUGUCAAAUCCUGUUUGGUUUGGACAUAAAUUUUACUCUUUGUAGAGGUAUUAAGUUGCCUGGGCCUCAGGGACUAAUUAAUCUUCAUGAUCUGUGGCAGGUGAGUCUGAUCCCUUGUCAUUUAAGCCCUACAUAGGAAGGUGCGUAGCACAUACCAGAGUCGAUGGAAAAAUCAUAUGCGUGCUCCUUUGCACAUGUCAUGUCCUCGCCGGUGCCUCUAUGCACUGAUAGGACUAUACUUGCGAAUCGAUAGAUUUUGUUGCCUUGAUUAUAAUACCUCUUUUAUAGUUGGAAUAUAAAUCAAAGUAUCCCCCUCCAAAAAAAAAAAAAAUAUUGAUACCUGUUUUUUUUUUUUAAAACAAAUCUGUAAAUAUCUAUUUUUAUUAGUGAAUUUGUAUUUUUCUAAGUAAAGCUACAAGUAUUUUAUUAAAGCAAGAGCACAGCUCAUCUUUGGA